UGAAUAAAUACGAUGGAAAACUGCGUCACUUGGGUAUUACUUAAAUGAGGUGUCUGUUGAAGUUUAUUUGGAAAGACACUGUUUUGGGAGUUAGGUUACACCACUUAUAUUAUUGAUAAAAGAACCACAGACAAUGCAAAAUAAACUUUCCUUGACUGUAAUAUUUUGCCACUUCAUCUGCAUAAUAUGUGACCAAAACAAAGAACAACCGAAUCGAGAAAAACGCUUUAGUAAAUUUGUUGUAGGAGGUAGCAAUAACGGUGAAGACGAAGAUGUCACUGCAGAAAAACGCCUCAGUUCAUUUAUGAGAAUUGGUAAAUCUAAUCCCGAAGAAAAACGACUAAGUUCUUUCGUUAGAAUAGGGAAAUUACAUCCCGAAGACAAACGUUUAAGUUCGUUUGUUAGAAUUGGUAAGUCCCAACUCGAGGAUGAACUACAUAGUUCGUGGCCAUAUGAUGAAAAGCGAAUGAGAUCUUUCGUAAGAAUAGGGAAAUCAAUGAUUCCAAAUGACGAUCUCAGUAAAAGGUUAAGUUCGUUUGUACGAAUAGGAAAAAACUACCCAGAAGAAAAUAAAAGAUACAGUUCUUUCGUACGAAUUGGAAAAGAUUUAACAAAUGCACUGGCAAAACGAAGUAGAACAAGCUCAUUUGUAAGAAUAGGGAAAAGUUACGACGAACUGGACAGUGAUGUAUUACCUGCUUACGAACUUGUUGAAAAGCGACCAGCCUCUUCAUUUGUUCGAAUUGGAAAGGCCAACACAGAUCCACAAAAAAGGUACAGCUCAUUUGUAAGAAUAGGAAAACAGUCGGACAAGUUAGGGUCUGAAUAUGUAAAAAUAGAUAAUGCCGACGAUGCAGCACCAAACGAUGAAACCGACGAAUCAUAUAAAUUGAUUAAAGAUGUUAACAGUUUGCAAGGACCAGAAGAAGAUCAAAGACUGAAAAGACGAAAGAGGAGUCCUGAGUUAGAUCAACCGUCAAAACGAGGGUUUAUUAGAAUUGGCAAGAUUCCGUCUUCUUCAUUCAUGCGCAUUGGCAGAAACAGAUUAAUGAAUUCUCUUUUACUGCGAAAAUACGUUAGAGAGGGACGCAGAGGACAUUCGUCUUUCAUCAGGAUUGGAAAAAGGGCAGAUUUACCAGUUGACAGUGACAUGCAUGAUGAUGGUUUAAUGUUUUUGCUACAAAAACAAGAUGUGUGAAAUACUAUCUCAUCUGUAUCACGAUGACAAUCAUAAUGGAAGUCUUAUAGAUUUAGAAAAAAAAAUUGUUACUGUUUACUUGGGGUAUAUAUACAUUACUGCAAAUUAUCUCUUUAUAUUCGACAAUAAUGUUGAUGCAUUAUGUUGGGCGGUCACGAUUCAUCAUUUUAAUGUUUAGUUUUGGCAUUAAAAGUAUAAGCACAAAACUAUUCCCCCAAUAUAUUAACACGAUAUGAAUACCUAUUGGGGUUCUAGAAGGUGAAAAGAUGCAGGACCAAUUUCUGCUAUAUUUGCUUAACGCAGCGGGUAUACGAAAAGUGAUGAAAUCUUGGGGUAUUUGAACAUUUUAAAAAGACAUAUAGAAUUUAAAAUUUUUUUUUAACAUAUUUCUGUUAAAUUAAAUUUUCAUUUAGCGAUAAAAAUUGUAUUGAAGAGCAAUUUACAUGUGCAAUAUUUGAUUAAAUUAUCAGAAAAAUUACAUAAUGAUGUAAGGAUCUCCAUGAUGAAAUGCAAGGCUGUAAUAACUGUACAGUUUUGAAAAUGACCCUGCUUCUGAAAAAAAAAUAUAGGGGCAAAUGAUCCUACCUCCGUAUAAAUCCUUCAGUUCCCACUUUUAACCUUUUUACCUUGUGUGUUUAUUAUAUGUAUUUUUCAAACCCUAUUAGUUUUGAUAUGAUUCUUACUUUCAGUUAACAUUUGUAUGUUGAAUGUUGAAUGUUUAAAGUACCAUAAUUAUAGCCUAGUGAACUGUGGAAGUAAUGAAUGCCUAAUUAACGACUUCAGCAUUAUUAAGUUUGAUUUAGGAGAUAUUUGUUUGAACAAACAGAAGUUGAUGGUUAUUUUAAUGAUGGAUUGUAUGAUGAAAAUAAAACUUCUUCUGAUUUCUAAUUAACUAGUGGGGUCAAACAUAUAACAAACGAUGGUAGUAGUCAUCGAUUCGAUGUGGACAUUGUUUUUAUUGUAAACUCUCUGUUUUGUUUUUCUAGCUUCUUAAAAUAACGAUUCCAAGCGCUAUGUUCAUCAAAAUAAAAAAUGAAUAGAUUUUCUUCUGCAAGUAUCUUUACCUUCGUCCUUGUAAUCUGUCUUCAGGCUAGAAAAUUCAUUGAAAAGGACAAGAAAUGAAACUGAUAUUUUUUUUUAUAUCUUGGCAACAUAAGUGUAUCAUAAAAAGCAGGUGAUUAGAAACAUAUACCUAACUUCUAAAUUUAUGCAAAUAGAGCAUACUUAUAUUAUGUACAGUGCUUUAAUAAGUUUUGUUAUAUGUUGAAGAGCAAUAAAAUAAUUUUAUGAUUUA
Mytilus californianus (California mussel) is the source of this 2492-nucleotide messenger RNA. Its product is annotated as FMRF-amide neuropeptides-like. The transcript is spliced from 2 exons. Bases 134 to 1198 code for a protein of 354 amino acids. Lineage: Eukaryota; Metazoa; Mollusca; Bivalvia; Mytilida; Mytilidae. The record is from RefSeq and is a predicted model, not a curated record.